UGCUUAAAUGACCGCUUCAAUAAUUUAAUCAUUAAUAACGCUGUAUGUGUGCGUUUUUGUGUUUCUAACGCUCUUGACGACAAUGCGAUCGUAAAGCAAAGCAUCAAAAUUUAAUCGAAUAUGCCUAUUGCAUGUUAAUAUAACCAAUAAACAUUUAUUUAACUUAAAAUGCUUAUAAUCGAUGUUUUUAUUGCAAUAUAUCGCUUAGAAAUUAGAUGCAUGGUCAGUCUAAUAGCGUUACAAUCACUUGUGAAUUCUUUAUAUUGUCCAAACAUUAAUUUGAAUGGUCUUAUCAAGGCCUUGUUUAUAAAAUGCUGAUCCACAUGCGAUCAGUUGAAAAAUAAAGAAAUAUUUUGUGCAGUACCAUGCUGAAGAAAUUAGAUAUUAAUAAUAAUGAGUCGUUGAAUUUUAUAAUAUUUGGAGUUUAACAACCGGUUGAUACACAGUUUAAACUUUUAUCGGAUGAUGCUAUUGUCAGAUUAGUAUUCAUGGUAGUGUUGCGAGUCCAUACCAAACAAUGUCCAUCAUUCUGGCACUAUGAGGUGAUAUGAAGUAAAUUAAUCAUGUUAAUGAAACUGUUCCCGACAGUUGUUGUUGGUGUACAACCAUAAGGUAACUUGUUUAUUAUUAUAAAAUGAAGACAAUUUAUUAAGAAAGCAUUACAUAUAACAUGCAAUUAUGCUAGAUUUGUUAAUCAAUACUUGAAUGACAGAACACCAUCGAUUUAAGUAAAUGAUAAAACUAUGAAUAAUUUUUCUCUAAGACUGAAGAAUAAAAUAACAUCUAAACAAUUCUUAAAUUGUCAUUGAAACAAAAUUUCAAGAAACUUUGCAUAUUUAAAGUAACACGCAGAGUGAAUAAUAUGGUAAUUUUGCGGACAAUUAUCAGCGGCCGGUAAAAGUGGAAUCACGAACACUUAUACAGAAUAUAACUAUAUAAACCGGUAAAACAUAUAAAGGAGACAAAUCAAUAGAUACUCGAUAAGUUUCGUUAAAUUCGUGCAAUCAAUCAACUACUGACGAAUUUCCCCCAUUGUCAUAUGUCACCCAACAAUGCCCGGCGUUAUUGGUGGUUACAUAUCACACUCAUGUAGUGUAUCCGUAAUAAUGAAACUGACACCUCAAGCAAUACAUUUAAAAACUCCGAUCAAUGUCUUACUUGUCAGCUGUUAAUUUUGUCUUUUGAAAUCGAGUGUUCCCCGAUUUUAUUGCGUCGAUUUCAACAUGUCACGCAUUUGACACACCUUCCAUUGGGUCAUGUGACCCGUGCGAUAGACCUUAUUAAAUAUUCUUGUUCAAGAAGGUUCACAACUGGAUUGAAAUUCUGCAAAUUACCUUCAAGUAUUUUAAUAACACAGAUUGUACUAAUUUCAACUUAACUAAAAAAAAAAUUGCAAACAUUGUAAUAAAUGUUAAUGGUGUAAAUAGAAUGCAGUUUCAUACUGUCGAAUAUUAGGGAUAGUUAAUUUCUCAAGAGCAUAAUAAAAAAGACAACCUAUAGAUACUUGUGUCAUAUAUUCGAGGCGGGUUUCUAUCCACGAGCAUCAUGCCGAGCACGAAGGAGAUACCGGAAGUGGGAACCAUUUACCUGUACGAAGACCACCAGGUGCCUAAGUCUAAAUGGAGCAAAAUUCCGCUGAUAGGUUUCUUCAGGCGGAAGUUGCGUUUAGAUGAGCGGGAACUGGAGACAAAGCGAAAGGGAGUCAUAACGAAAAAUGGCAAAUACCGAGUAAGAUACACGGGUUUAAACGGAUAUCGCCAGCAAUACCUACAAGAUCUUUACGUCACCCUGAUUGACCUGAAAUGGCGCUACGCUCUGGCGAUAUUCUUCAACAUUUAUCUAGUAUGCUACGUCUUCUUCGGCGUUUGUUGGUGGAUCAUCGGCUAUAACCACGGCGACUUUGACAACGUGCACGAUCCCACUUGGCGCACGUGUGUUAGCGGAGUUACAAAUUUCCCGAAGGCGCUCUUAUUCUCUAUCGAGACGCAGUCGACAAUCGGUUGGGGAGUUGGUUAUCCAAACACGGACUGUGAUGGGACUUUAUUCUUGCUGUUCGUACAGAUCACUAUCGGUAUCCUGAUCGACAAUCUUCUGCUCGGAUUUAUCUUUGUGAAAUUCGCCCAGCCGAAACGGCGCCAAAAUACGAUGAUGUUCAGCAAAAACGUCUGCGUCUCGCACCACGAGGGCGAGUUGUGCCUUCAAAUCCGAGUCGGAGAUAUCCGGAAAAGCCAUCUUCUAGCCGCGCAAGUUCACGGCGUUCUUCUUCGACGACACGUGACUAGCGAAGGGGUUUUGUACCCACUCUUUAUGAACAAGAUUGACUUCACAGCGGACGCAAUGGGCGACACGGUCGUUCUGAUGUGGCCACUGGUGUUGACGCACAAGAUCACACCUGACUCGCCGUUCUGGGACAUCAAGCCGGCCGAUCUGACUAAUGAGAAGUACGAACUGGUUGUCUUCAUCGAGGGAACUAUUGAGACGACGGGGGAAUUGUGUCAGGUCCGUACCUCGUACACACCUCGUGAGUUCCUCUGGGGCCACCGCUUUGACAGAAUUGAAGAAUUUGACUCGGGCAAUGCACGCUGGGAAAUCGACUUCGCCGCUUUCAAUGAUGUGAUUUACACAUCGAACAUUCGUCAUAGCGCUAAGGAACUGGCAUGUUUCAAGGCCAAUAACUUGUCCCCUGAGGACGAAGGCGACGAUAUUAAAAGUGAAAUCCCUGCAAAAGUUCGAUUGAUGAGAAAUCCUUCAUACGACGCUGUACCGGACCUUCCCCCGGGGCGAGGAGCUCUAGACGCAAAGGACAGCAGCCAGUUUCUCCUUUCUAAGGACGCUGAUAGCGAAGACUCUGACGACACAUCCACCAACAAACUACGACACGCUGAGAGCAUGGUCUCGUUCCGUACCGCAGAUGACGAGAUCUUGGAGCGGGGUGACGAGUGUCGAUUCACCAUGUGACCUCAAACACUCGAUUAUAAGCGAGGUCAGACGUCCAACGCUGACGAGGCAACCUUUGUUCAGUCGGUAUUUCCGAUGGCAGUAACAUCCAGUUAAUUUACAUUUUUCAUUGUAUUGUAAAUACCUGUACAAGUGGCAAGUACCGGGGUAGUCAGAUAUUUACCAGUCGAGUUUCCUCCAGAUUUCGUUUGCUUGUUUGUGUAGAUACCGAGCAAUUACGAGACAAGUUGAUGUUUUUUUUUUCAGCUUUCAUUUGUAAAUAUAUGACGUUUAUCUAUAGUUGACAUUGUUGAGCUAUUACUUUACCGCGAACGGGACUUAAACAUACAAACUGUACAAAGAGGUAACGGGCAAGCAAACCUUUUGGGACGGAACAUACAACCACGUAAUUUACUCAUGUACAUGUAUAUGAAAACACGCCUAAUAUUAGGUAUGCUCAUAGCGUCAAGUGAUGCUUAGAAUUUGUUUUCGAUAAAGUAUUUCUUUAAAUUUUAAUGUGCAAAAAUAAAACUUGACUUAGUCAAAAUAAAAACAAAUGAAAUGGUGAUACCGGUAUUUAAUGUUCAUGUAAAACCUUGCAUCUUUUUAACUUGUGCAAAAUAAACACAGUAUACACACUCGGAGAGUAAAAUGUGUUUAUUUUUACAUCAACUUGAAACUGGUCAUAAUGGCCAACCAUUUUAAACAAGUUAACUUGACACCAAUUGUCUUUGUUUCAUUUAAUUAUUGUACAUUUGUCAGCUGAUAUGCCUUUGAUAAUUACUUGGUGAAUAGCACAUGCAAUUUUGUACAUAGUGUAAAUGCGAAAUGUUCGGCUGUUUGUCUGUUUGUUUGUGAUUAUACAUGUAAAUAGACACAAACGUAAAA
Dreissena polymorpha is the source of this 3825-nucleotide messenger RNA. Its product is annotated as G protein-activated inward rectifier potassium channel 2-like. Gene Ontology annotation, cellular component: plasma membrane. The transcript has 4 exons. The record is from RefSeq and is a predicted model, not a curated record. Bases 1546 to 2958 code for a protein of 470 amino acids. Gene Ontology annotation, biological process: potassium ion import across plasma membrane; regulation of monoatomic ion transmembrane transport. Gene Ontology annotation, molecular function: inward rectifier potassium channel activity. NCBI's taxonomy places the organism in Eukaryota, Metazoa, Mollusca, Bivalvia, Myida, Dreissenidae.